AUGUAUAAUGGUAGUCACACAUGUACCAGAGCCACAAUUUCUCAGGAUCAUUCUAAGCUGGAUUCGAUCACGAUUGCAGAAGCAACUAAGCCGUUGGUUGAGGUUGACCCCGCCUUAAAGGUAAAAUCGGUUAUAGCAGAGGUGCAACCGAAGUUCAACUACACUGUUAGUUAUCGGAAAGCAUGGUUGACUAAGCAAAAGGCAGUGGAAAAAAUAUUUGGAGGCUGGGAGGCAUUGUACGAAGCGUUGCCUAUAUGGUUUGAUGCCAUGUGUCACAAGGAGCCUUCAGCUGUUGUUCAUUUUGAGACUAUGCCUGCAUAUCAAGGCGAUGACUUGGUGACUGAUAUUCGGGUAUUGCAUCGUGUUUUUUGGAGUUAUUACCCCUGCAUUAGAGCUUUCAGACAUUGUAAGCCAGUUGUCCAGGUGGAUGGGACUCACUUGUACGGAAAGUACAAGGGUUGUCUACUAGUGGCAGUGUCACAGGAUGGCAACAACAAUAUCGUCUCAAUUGCGUUUGCAAUUGUGGAGGGAGAGACUUCAGAUGCGUGGCACUUUUUUCUGAGUAACCUUCGUCAGCACGUUGUCACUCGGGAUGGUGUGGGACUGAUAUCCGACCGUCACGAAUCCAUAAAUGCAGUUGUGGAAAGGAGUAACGGGGCUUGGUCACCUCCGAGAGCCUUUCAUAUGUUUUGCAUCAGAUAUUCGAGGACGGUGCGGGAGUACGAGGUGCGUUACCAACGUUUACGAGAACGGGGCGAGGGCUACACUGACUGGUUAAACCGAAUCCCCCGGGAACAGUACGCGUUGGCUUUUGAUGGUGGAUAUCGAUGGGGUCAUAUGACGACAAAUCUAGUGGAAUGCAUCAAUUCAGUAUUGAAGGGUGCACGUAAUCUCCCCGUGACUGCCCUUGUGAAGGUAACAUUCUACAGGCUGAACGAGUUGUUUACCCGAAAAAGAGCGGAGGCGGAAGCCCGUAUUAAUGCUGGCCAUGUGUUUUCUGAUGUCGUGACCUCGAAGUUGCAUGCAAACCAACUUGCAUUAGGAAACAUUCAGGUUAGUUGCUUUGACCGGCAGAAUGAGGUCUUUGAGGUGCGUGAGAUGCCAAGUGGACUGGAGUUUGCAGUGAAUCUACGUGGCCUUCGAUGUGACUGUGGUGAGUUUCAGGUGGACCGGAUCCCCUGUCGACAUGUGUUUGCAUGUUGUGCCAACCAACGACUGGAUUGGCAAGUAUAUGUUCAUGAUGUGUAUAAGAUGGACCAAGUUCGGCGGGUGUACCGAGCAAGGUUUAGGCCACUAGGUAACCCCACUACAUGGCCUGCUUACAACGGACCUCGGUUCAUCCCAAAUCCGUUCCUGAGACGCGUCACGAAAGGUCGCCCAAAAAUGACGCGCUUCUUGAAUUAG
Messenger RNA from Arachis ipaensis, 1404 nucleotides. RefSeq lists its product as uncharacterized. Lineage: Eukaryota; Viridiplantae; Streptophyta; Magnoliopsida; Fabales; Fabaceae. The record is from RefSeq and is a predicted model, not a curated record. Gene Ontology annotation, molecular function: zinc ion binding.